AUGAUAUCCAUCACCCAGCAGGGCGGCAACACCCACCAACAGGCCAUCCCCCGGCCCCGCAACGACCGCGUCGUCCCUAAGCCUGUCCCCGAGGCCCAGUCCAAGGAUCCCCGCGGCUACCAGCUCGGCCAGCUGCGUAAGCGGUACUCGCCCCGCGAGUCCACCGCCGAAGACGGCACUACUUCGCUAGUUUUCAAGCUUAAGCCCUCCGACCCGGACUUCCCCUUUGAGCUGGAGUACCUUGACUGCGAACUCCGCGUGCCGGAGGACUUCCCAGAGGCAACCCCCGUGCUACGCGUGCGGAACAGCGAUAUCCCAAGAGGAUUCAGCAUCAACAUCGAACGAGGAUGGGACAGACUCGUUCGCGAGCGCAAGGGCGCCACCUUGCUCUCGCUCACCCACGCCCUUGACAAGAACCUUGAGGUAUUCUUGUCUGAGCAAAAGGCUGACACGGUGAAGUUGGUAUCUUUUAAGGAUACCAAAGACACCCGCCACCUCGAAGCAGCAGCAGCCGCCGCGGCCGCUGCAUCAUCAUCAACGCCCGCGGUACAGAUCACCAAGGCGCCAUCCCCAGAAUCAGCACCCGUCAGGCGCUAUGCGCCCGAAGAGUACUUUACUCAAGAGGAGAUGGCAGCCGCUAAAGCUCGCCGUGCGCAAGAGACGCGGCAACUGGAAACCCGCAUGGGUCGUUUGUCCCUGUAUCGCCGUUCCCCAGACGGUAUCGUGUACACUCUUCCUCUCGAGCCUCGCCGCCGCAGCGAGCUCCCUUCCGAUCUCCAGGGUGUGAAGACGGUGCACCUUAUCGUACCACUUCUCUACCCACUUCAACCUCUUCGCAUCCAGAUUAAUGAGUGCGAAUCCCCAGACGUGGAGCUAGUCGAGGAGCUCUUCGUACAAAAGGCCGCCGAGCAGAAGCAAAUGACGCUCACAAGCCAUAUCAACUACCUCGCGCAGAACAUGCACGUCCUCGCGAAGCAGGCGCUGGCGCAGCGCAAACCUGCGACACCGGAGCCCGCCUCCGUUCCCGAAAAGGACACCGAGGCAAAGGGCUCGGCUCCGGCCAAGGCCGCGGCCGAUGCCGAUCGGAGCCACAUUCAAGUCAUCCCCCGGCCUCCGGAGUGGAGCCGCGUCCGCGGUGCAAACGACGACGACGACGACGACACCUCAGACAGCUACGACUCUGAAGACGAAUCAGAAGAGGGCGGCGCCGACCUUUCCGCCGAACCGCCCACGUUAUCUUCCGGUCUCACUGCUGAGAGGGGCACCUCCAUCUCCUUCCCAGACAUUGAGCUUUACAGCAUCGAGCUCUUCCAGGUGUCCAUCCUCAACAUCAGCGUGAAAUGCUCGCGCUGCAAGACGAUCAACGAGAUCACGGGUCUCAAGCACGAGGCUCCCCAGAACUCCAGCUGCAAGAAGUGCGCCACGGGUUUCGCGGCCCAGUUCCGCCAGCAGCUCGUCCACGCCAACUCGACGCGCGCCGGCUUCAUCGACCUGACAGGCUGCACCGUCGUCGACAUGCUCCCGAGCACCUUCGUCCCCGUGUGCGCCAAGUGCUCGACGUCGAGUCAGGGUCUCGUGGCGGUCCGCGGCGACGCGACCACCAACGUCUGCCGUAGCUGUCACGGCAAGUUCACCUUCAAGAUACCGACGGUGAAGUUCCUGGCCAUCAGCGCCGGCGGCCUCGCGGCCCCCAGCACCGGCCCCGUCAAGAAGACGGAGAAGCUGGGUCUGCACGCGGGGACGCCCCUCCCGGACCGCGGCGCCUGCUCGCACUACCGCAAGAGUUACCGCUGGUUCCGCUUCUCGUGCUGCAGCCGGGUGCACCCGUGCGAUCGGUGCCACGACCACGCCGAGGACCACGUGAACGAGUGGGCGAACCGGAUGAUUUGCGGCUGGUGCAGCCGCGAGCAGCGGUACUCGCCUGAUGCGUGCGCGUUCUGCGGCAGGAGCGUCAUCGGGCGCAAGGGACGAGGCUUCUGGGAGGGCGGCAAGGGCACGCGGGAUCGCAGACUGAUGAGCCGCAAGGACCCGAGGAAGUUCAAGAGGGUCGGCGGCGGGGAGGCUACGAAGAAGGAUUGA
Colletotrichum truncatum is the source of this 2079-nucleotide messenger RNA. Its product is annotated as CHY zinc finger domain-containing protein. The record is from RefSeq and is a predicted model, not a curated record. Lineage: Eukaryota; Fungi; Ascomycota; Sordariomycetes; Glomerellales; Glomerellaceae. Gene Ontology annotation, molecular function: zinc ion binding.